AUGAGUGUUUCUUCCAAAGGAUUCGAGGCGAGAAAUGAUCUCGAAAAGGGAGGUCUAUCCAGCGCCAUGGACGAGGAAGAAAUCGCAAUAUCUGGUUAUUCACCAAGGGGAGAAGAAGAACCCGACAACUAUGACGAAAAUGCGGGCCUUUCAGAAAUGGCCAUGCCGCAGCCUGCGCGUCCAGAGAACCCCGAGCAGGACAACUUGGAAAGAGAAGAACUGACAGCCCGGAGACUGAGUACACGAGGAGGUCGAGGAUCCGGCGAUGAAUACCUCACAGAGCUUAGGGUGCCCUCUAUUGUCGGCCACGGCGAUGAGAGCGAGGCUAGACCUCCCUGGGGCCCCGUCGAGUCGCCUCCCUCUAGCAGCGAAGAAAAGGAAGACGCUUCCAGGACGAAGAGUCAUCCGGCUCUGGUGCCAAUGACUGAAUUCUACGUGAUUGGAUACCUCAUCUUCUUCGCAAUCUUCGGGACUCUAAGUCGACUUGGCGUCGAGGCUAUCAACACUUACCCUGAUGCUCCUGUGUUGUCGCCCGUGCUCUGGGCCAAUGUCGGCGGCUCUCUGAUCUUCGGAUUCCUUGCCGAAGACCGUCAGCUGUUCAAGGAGGAAUGGGGCCCACAUCAUCCAGACCCCCCUUGGUCUCUCAAGCCUCCCGAAGCUGGUGGACGCCAGAGCGGCAGCGGCAGCAGCAUUGCCAACGAAGUCGCCUCUUCAAAGCACAAACACUUGAAAGUCAAGAAGACAAUACCUUUGUACAUUGGCCUUUCAACCGGUUUUUGCGGCUCUUUCACUUCCUUCUCGACGUUCUUGAGGGACGCCUUCCUGGCCCUGAGCGGACAACUUGGGUCUCUGACUCGCUCCCAGGCACCCAGUCCAAGACACCGCGGGUACGACUUCGAGGCCGUCGUCGCCGUCCUCAUCGUGCACGUGGCGUGUUCUCUCGCGGCGUUGAAAUUUGGAGCCCACUUGGCACUGGCCACUCAGAGCAUGAUGCCGACGCUUCCCUUCCGCCGCGCCCGUAAAGUCUUGGACCCGGCCAUCGUGAUUCUCGGACUGGGGUGCUGGAUCGGUGCGAUCUUGCUCGCGAUAUGGCCUCCCAAGGACGCCUGGAGGGGCCAGGUGAUAUUCUCCCUGAUCUUUGCGCCCGUGGGCUGUCUGUUCCGGUUUUACCUGUCAAAACAUCUGAACCGGCGCAUCCCCUCAUUCCCCGUGGGCACCUUCCUGGCCAACAUCUCCGGCACUGCCGCUCUAGGGGUGUGCUUCAUCGUCCAACGCUUCGGCCAUCGCAGCGUGCUCUCCUGCCAGGUCCUCAACGGCAUCAUGGACGGGUUCAGCGGCUGUGCCACCACCGUGAGCACGUGGGUGGGUGAGCUCGAAACGCUGCGGCGGAAACACGCCCAUAUCUACGGUGCUUCCAGCGUGGCAGUGGGGCUGAGCAUCUUGGUCGUCAUCAUCGGGAGCCUCUUGUGGAGCGCCGGUUUCGAUGUGCCUGCAUGCCAUAUUUGA
Cladophialophora bantiana CBS 173.52 is the source of this 1506-nucleotide messenger RNA. RefSeq lists its product as uncharacterized. The transcript has a single exon. NCBI's taxonomy places the organism in Eukaryota, Fungi, Ascomycota, Eurotiomycetes, Chaetothyriales, Herpotrichiellaceae. The record is from RefSeq and is a predicted model, not a curated record. Gene Ontology annotation, biological process: fluoride transmembrane transport. Gene Ontology annotation, cellular component: membrane. Gene Ontology annotation, molecular function: fluoride transmembrane transporter activity. The coding region runs from base 1 to 1506 and encodes 501 amino acids.